Messenger RNA from Mya arenaria, 2962 nucleotides. RefSeq names its product NXPE family member 3-like. NCBI's taxonomy places the organism in Eukaryota, Metazoa, Mollusca, Bivalvia, Myida, Myidae. The record is from RefSeq and is a predicted model, not a curated record. The transcript has a single exon. The coding region runs from base 600 to 2258 and encodes 552 amino acids.
AAAAUUCGUGAUGUUUGGAUGUACUUCCAUAGAUGUAUAUCAACAUUUAUGAAAUAAGAAAAACAUGUGUAAACCAAAAACAAAGAAAAAAUAGUUGGUUACUGGCAUACAUUUCAGUGAAAAUGGAACGUAUAUAGUGUGUACACACCUGGGUUGGCACAACGGUCUACUUUGUUGAACACUUCAUUGAAAUAUUAUUCCAUGAAAGGCUGUACUCACGAGUGUACAGUUUCUGGACUAUUGGUCUUUUAUAACUUGUGCUUGAUAUAGAUCGUAUCGGUGAAUUAAAAGCUUUUUCAUAUCCGUAUAAUUGAUCAAGGAGGAGGGUAAAUAUUCUAUUAUCGUAUAAUUCAUUGUCGUGAAAGACGUCCCUAACAUCAGUGACCGCCGUUCUUUCUUGAAAAGGAUAAUUGUAUAUCGACAAUGACUCAAAAUGAUAAUAAAAUGGAUACCUAUAGUGUAAACGAAGUUCCAGACAAUCAUUGGCGGCAUCAACACAUGAUCGGCUCUUGUACUUAGAUAGUGAUACCAUAUGUAAUUAAUAACUGAUAAACUAUGAGUAUUUAAAGUGAUCUCAUAUGCAAGACAAUGGAUAAACUAUGAGUAAUUUAGAAUCAAAGCAUUGGAAUACGACACGCAUUGUGACCGUCAUUUCACUUACCUGCUUAUCGCUAUACGUUUUGACUUACCAAAAUGUCGGAUCUCCUACCGAACAUCAAAACGUUAUUUCUUCGAAGGAAAUUCUGAAUGGGGAAAUGUCCGUGUUUCUUGAUUCACAAAUGCAGGAUUGUAUUGGCAACACUGCUAAUAAAAGCAUUGCAAAACCUGUGACAAGUGCCAGGUUUUCGCGGAUAAAGAUAACUGAAUCUGGUUCAAGCAAUGUGAUAAAUCUGCUCAUAAGAACGUUUAAUGCCAGAAAUACAACUAAAUCAUACGGCGGUGAUUUACUCGUUGUUUUAGGAUAUCAAAUAAACGGCGAUGGGAAGGUUGUAGGCAAAGUUGUGGACCACAAAAAUGGAUCUUACACCGGUCAGUUAGAAUUAUGGUGGACAGGACAGACUCGAGUCAAGAUUAAAAUAGGUGCUAUGUUUGAGAACACUUGUUUAAGGUAUAGUGCUAUUGAAAAAUACGGCCUUUCUGUGUAUGUUAUGAAAAAUGUUUGGGGUAUUCGAGGAAGAUAUAAAGCGCCUGGUUUAGAAGAAUACACGCCAUGUAGUGCUUCCGCCUACGUGUAUGGGGUACGGGAUUUCUGUAAUUACACAAACAAUAAUGACGGUAUGUCGUGGUUCUGUGGACGACCGGAAAACAAGUCGAUUUCAUGUAACGAUAUCUUUACUUUUCACUCUGGCCAAUUUAUGAGUUUCAUACCAAUUAUGCCUCAUGUUGAAAAGCACGAGAAAAUUGUGUCCCCAACGGUGGCAUAUAUGAAAGAAUCAUUUGUAGUGAAUGUUUCAAAUGUCAAGGAAGUGUCAUGGCAACAAAACAACAGCUGCAAAACUAGGCCAAAACGUGACACGUGGCGUGAUAUCUAUGAAUUCCCAAGCGGAUUUUGGAUAAAUGGAACAUGGAUUUGUUUCAGCUGUUUCUCUAAUUCUUUUCAUUCAGCUGUAUCCUAUAGAAAAUGCUUGAAUGGUAAAAGGAUGUAUAUUUUGGGUGAUUCAACCAUUCGGCAGUACGCCGAAUACUUCAUCAACACGGUCCUUGAAUAUAAACCCAGAAUCGACCUUCGCAGAUUUGGGCCGGACAGAACAUACCACUUUCGAAAAACAUUUUAUAAAUACGGAAUUAAUGUGGUCUACUUAAAACACGCAAUGCCAUUCACGAAUCAUAAUGCACCAAUUAAAGAAAUCACAGGCUUUGUAACCGAAUUGGAAGCAAUAGCUUCUAGUAACAUAACUGAUUCUCAAAUUAUUAUCAUUGCUGGCUACCAUGCGCAUUUCCAAUUAUACCCAUUGGCCGUAUAUCGCGGGCGUAUCCGAAAACUUGUCAAGUCUUUUACCCGGCUUCUUACAGUUAAACCAUCAGCGCAGUUAUUCUUCAAAGGACCGACAUUUACGUUCGAUGACACUCAUUGGUUUGAUAACAAAAUGAGCAUUACCUACAUGGAAAUCGCGUUUCAAGAGUUUGCACCUUUACACAACCACGUGACAUUUCUUGACACGUGGUCACCAAGUGUUACCCUGGAGACAAGUGGUAUUCAUCCAGUCAACAAGGCAUUUCAAGCUCUCAUUCAGCAAUUUAUGGCAUACUUAUGUUAAUGAACAUUCAUCCUGGAAUAUUGUUUUAAAUUGACACUCGUAUUUGAAACAAAUGCAUACACAUGUAUAUAUUUCAGGUGAUAAUCCUUUAACUGUUAGCUGAAUGAUCCAUUUGUGGGAAAUAUUAAAUACUGAUAAGGAGUUUGUAACCGUGUAUUCAAUACCUGAAAACGAAAAAAAUUUAACUCAAUGAUGGGUUCUUCAAGAAUUACCGUGUUCAACUACCGUCUCAUGAGGUAAAAAAAACCGUGUUUUCUGGACCUUUCUUUCAAAUUAAACACGGUAUGCUUCAUAAGAAAAAUCAUUGUUUCGAUAUUUAUUCACCCCUUUCGGUAAAUGAAAACAAUUGAAUUAAUUGUGGUUAAUCUUUUUUGGGAGUAAGAGUGCUUUUUUGAUGUUGAUGUAAAACGUUGAUGACCUGGUGACCCCAUUUUAUGUUGUAAUCAUUGGAAAUGGAUAAAUGUACUACAGAAGAAUAACAAUAUUUUACAACGAAAAAAAUAGUGCAAAAGUCAACCACAUACUUUAUGUUUAAGUCUUAUAAUAUUUGAGCAAAAUAAACAGGAAAGAAAUAUACAUUUGUUAAAAAAAAACAUUGUCGUAAAUGGCUUGAUAAAAAACAACUUUAUGUAGACAUUGGACACGAGUUUGCGCGAUUUGUGUGCGUUAAAUCGUUGUGUAUUAUUUACUCGUUUAACAAUUAU